UCCGGAGUCGGGGGUAUAUAAGUGGGGCGCAAGAGCUCUGUUGCUACUGCAGUACACUAGCCGCGGGCAGAGGCUUGUGGCGGACCGACGGACGGACGCCGAGCCACUGCUCCCCUCACCCCCGCGCCCGCGCCGCUUCAGCCUGCCCCCGGGCCGCCGGUCCAGCCGCCCCUCGCCCGGAGCCUCGGUGCCCGGCCCCACACCGCCAGCUGCUCGGCGCCCCGGGUCCGCCAUGCGCUCCGCCGCUGUCCUGGCGCUCCUGCUCUGCGCCGGGCAAGUCACUGCCCUCCCUGUGAACAGCCCUCUGAAUAAAGGGGACACCGAGGUGAUGAAGUGCAUCGUCGAGGUCAUCUCUGACACGCUGUCCAAGCCCAGCCCCAUGCCUGUCAGCCAGGAGUGUUUCGAGACACUCCGAGGAGACGAACGCAUCCUUUCCAUCCUGCGCCACCAGAAUUUACUGAAGGAGCUCCAAGACCUCGCUCUCCAAGGUGCCAAGGAGAGGGCGCAGCAGCAGAAGAAACACAGCAGUUUUGAGGAUGAACUCUCAGAGGUGCUUGAGAACCAGAGCACCCAGGCUGAGCUGAAAGGGGUGAUGGAGGCGGCGCCCUCCAAGGAGGCUGCGGAGAAAAGAGGCGGUUCCGAAGAGGCCGAGAAGAGCAGUGAAGACGCGGAGGGAGCCAGGCCCCAGGCCCUCCCCGAGCCCGGGAAGGAGUCCAAGAUGGAGGGGAACAGCCAGGCCCCUGGGGACGAGGAGGCCACCAACACCCAGCCCCCAGCCAGCGCCCCCAGCCAGAGGGACCCAGGCCUGCAGGCCGAGGGUGACAGGGCAGGUCCCUCUCAGGGCCUGGCGGACAGAGAGAAGGGCCUGAGUGCAGAGCACGGGCACCAGGCAAAGCCGGAGGAGGAGGAGGAAGAAGAGGAGGAGAAGGAGGAAGAGGCUAGGGAGGAGCCUGUCACUCCUUUCCAGGUCAUCGAAGGCCCCACGACAGCACUCAGCCCAUACCUCGGCCACGGGGAGGCCCAGAAAGGUCGGUCGGAGGCUCUGGCCGUGGAUGCAGCCGGGAGGCCUGGGGCUGAGGAGGCUCGGCCCCUGCGGGGGCAGGGAGGGCAGGAGCACUCCCGGCAGCAGCAGGAGGAGGAAGAGGAGGAGGAGGAGGAGAUGGCAGGGGCCCCUCGAGGCCUCUUCCGGGGCGGGAAGAACGGGCAGCUGGAGCAGGAGCAGGAGGAGGAGCGGCUCUCCAAGGAGUGGGAGGACGCCAAGCGCUGGAGCAAGAUGGACCAGCUGGCCAAGGAGCUGACGGCCGAGAAGCGGCUGGAGCGGGAGGACGAGGAGGGCAGCCCUGACCGCUCCAUGAAGCUGCCCUUGCGGGCCCGGGCCUACGGCGUCAGGGACCCUGGGCCGCAGCUGCGACGAGCCUGGAGGCCGUCCUCCCGGGAGGACAGCGUCGAGGCGGGCCUGCCCCUCCAGGUCCACGGCUACCCCGAGGAGAAGAAAGAGGAGGAGGGCAGCGCCAACCGCAGACCAGAGGACCAGGAGUUGGAGAGCCUAUCGGCCAUUGAGGCGGAGCUGGAGAAGGUGGCCCGUGAGCUGCAGGCGCUGCGGCGGGGCUGAGGGGCCCCAGGUGCCCUGUGGUCCUGGCCCUACUCCCCACUGCAGGCCCUGGCCACACAGCCCAGGCGCUGCCUCCAGUAGGGAGGUGGCCUGCAGCCCGCCCAAGCCCAGGCCACCCUGCUACCCCAUGCUCCCGUUCCCCUGCUCUCGACCCUGCCCCGGAACCCCCUCUGCAGGGCGGACCCCCAUGACUUUAAACAUCGAUUAUUCCUUCUCUCAACACAGGCAGCUUUCUAGAAGUUUCCCUUCCAACAUCAUAUCCACUGGGCACAACUGCAAUAACUUCUGACCUUUUGGUGAAAGCUGAGAACUCCUAACUGUAAUAUAUCCUGUAUAAAAUUUAUCUAAGGAAAAAUAAAUCCGUUCUGGGCUCUUUCCU
Messenger RNA from Microcebus murinus (gray mouse lemur), 1991 nucleotides. It is a transcript of the gene CHGA, whose product is annotated as chromogranin A. Lineage: Eukaryota; Metazoa; Chordata; Mammalia; Primates; Cheirogaleidae. Gene Ontology annotation, cellular component: chromaffin granule. The record is from RefSeq and is a predicted model, not a curated record. Gene Ontology annotation, biological process: negative regulation of insulin secretion; negative regulation of catecholamine secretion; defense response to bacterium.